Trichoplusia ni (cabbage looper) is the source of this 1097-nucleotide messenger RNA. RefSeq lists its product as uncharacterized. NCBI's taxonomy places the organism in Eukaryota, Metazoa, Arthropoda, Insecta, Lepidoptera, Noctuidae. The transcript is spliced from 2 exons. The record is from RefSeq and is a predicted model, not a curated record. The coding region runs from base 233 to 958 and encodes 241 amino acids.
AUAAUUUUCUGCACACGAACUUUAUUGUAGCAUGUAACCCUGUUGUUUGUUUUGUCAAAUUCGGUCGAUCAAUCAGUUUGUUUGACUGCCUCAGUUCUUCAAGCCAUUCUCGUGAAGCCAUAUUUAUUCGCAGAAUUGAAUUGAACUGGAGCUAUUUUACGCUGUGUUGCUGCGUAAAACUUUAUGUCAAACUGUCGCACAAUUUUGUGUGAGUUAUUUGAAUUUUAAAAUAAUGGAAGAUAACGCAAACAAGGAGACUCGAGAUUUGGAGGAUGAAUUUAUAAAAACGUAUGAACAUUUACCUGAGCUUUGGAACCCAGAUCAUGCACACUAUACAAAUAAACACAAACGAAACGCUGCACACGAUGUUUUGUUACAAGUUUUAAGAAAGUGGGAUCCAGAGGCAACCAGAUACAGUGUUAGAAAAAAAAUAAACGUAUUGAGAUCGUGCUACAGAAAAGUGUUGCAUAAAUAUUUAGCAUCAAGAACUGUCGGUCCAGACGGUGAAGAGAUUUAUGAAUAUGAACCGAAAUAUAGUAAAUUCCAUAUGCUAAGAUUUCUUGACGACAAACUACAUUUACAGCACAAUAACACAGUAGAAAUUAAUAUCGACGAUAACUAUUACGAAGAUGAUGAUGGCAAUGAAAAUAACGACAGUUCAUAUCAGAAAAGAGAUGUAUUAGCAUUAGAGGAUGAAAACAAUCACAUAGUUAUCAACCAAAACCAUGUAAAUGAACGCAAAGUCAAAAGAUUAAAAGUUGAACAGUUGUAUCCAGUUAAUGCAGAGGUGCUUGAUAGAGAACUUGAAGCUAUCGGGGCCAACGUGGCUUGUAAACUAAAGAGAAUGGAUCCCGAGCAAAGGUAUCACGCCGAGCUAUUAAUAAAUAAAGUAUUAAUAACUGGACUAAGAAACAAUUUAACAGAAGGUACGGACUUUACGGAGGUGUAUAAAAAAUGAAUGGUUAUAUUAAGAGUAAUUUAGGAGAUCAAAAGACUUUGUAAAUAUUAAUUAUGUGAGUGUUAUGUGAUAAGUUAGGUAUUUGAGGUAUAUCAGCAAAGGAACUGAUAUAAAAAUAAACUAAAGACUUUUUAUUGAA